AUGGUUCCAUCUCCGCGCGGAGGCCGUGCAGUGGCGCGGGCGGACUCCCCGAACACUACGGGUGGUCAGCAGCAGGACGGCCGAAACAAGCACCGCAACGGCCAGGGCGAGCUGAUCUCUGGCAGCAUGGAGUGCAGGCCCAAUCUCGCCCACACGAGCCUCUUCACCAAUCCGAAGCUCUUCGAAGACGGCCUUCCUCCAACGCAGUGGCUGGUGAACGGGCUUCAGCGGCAAGAAGAGCGCCAUGCCAGCUCGCUCGGCCGCCUCAAGUCGAACGCGAGCCAGAAUCCGUGCGAGGAGAUGGAGAGGGUGCAGACGGUACUGCGUCUCGAGCACCAUAUCGACAAGGUAAGGAAGGCGCUCGAUGCUGCAUCAGGACUAGAGGGCAUCUCUACCGAUCGCUCCAGGCACCUCCGCGGCCCGCUCCCAUGGGAACACGACUGCGAGCGCAAGCAGCUCGACGAUAUCGACGGCUACUACACCACCAAGUGGACCAAGGGCGCGAGCGGGAUGGGCUACGACGUCGUGGAGCCGCAGACCACGCAGAGCCCGCUCCGCCAGGACACGACGCACAGCAAGUUCCAGCCGCGUGCGCCGUGCGGCAAGCCGAGCGAGCCUACUAAGGGCUGGGAGACCAUGGACUACCAGGUCACGAGCGAGAGCGGAGACAUCCGCGCAAG
Prorocentrum cordatum is the source of this 680-nucleotide messenger RNA. The record is from the annotation of a GenBank genome assembly. Lineage: Eukaryota; Dinophyceae; Prorocentrales; Prorocentraceae.